This is a messenger RNA of Nicotiana tabacum (common tobacco), 1195 nucleotides long. Lineage: Eukaryota; Viridiplantae; Streptophyta; Magnoliopsida; Solanales; Solanaceae. The record is from RefSeq and is a predicted model, not a curated record.
AUCUAUACUAUUCUGUAUCUGAGUACUUUUCUAGGCUGCGUAAUGUCUGGGACGAAUACCUCUCUUUAGUUCCUCUGCCUGGUGGUGACAGGGCAUAUGCAGAACAUAUGGAACAACAAAAGCUUAUGCAAUUUUUGAUGGGUCUAAAUGAGACCUACUCCCAAUCACGAAAUCAAAUUCUGUUAACAGUGCCCAGUCCAUCACUAAACCAGGCUUACAACAUGAUAAUGCAAGACGAGAGUCAGCGGCUGCAGUCCAAUAUGAUUUCACAGUGUGCUCAACCAUUACAACAACUGGAUUUAAAUGACUCAACAAUAUUGGCAUCCACACAAGGAAAUAGAUUCAAGAAGAAUACUAGUCUUUAUUGUGACUAUUGCAAUAUGAAAGGACACAAGAGGGAGAAUUGCUAUAAAUUGGUCGGAUAUCCACAAAAUGCCAAGUUCAAUAGAAGGAAGUCCUUUGACAAAGUGCAGAAUCACGAGCCUAAUCAACUUGUUGGGAACAACUUUGGGACUACCAGGGGUCCUAUGACAAACAAUGCCAAUCUGACAGAGAGUGCAACAUCUACCAUGCCUGUGCCAUGCACUACUGGAGUUGUUCCAACAGUUACUUUCCCGGUCUUCACUCCUGAACAAUACCAGCAGAUCUUGAACUUGAUCGCUAAGGAACCACCUUCUCAAGAAGCUGCAGCCAACAUGGCAGGACCUUUGCAAUGGCAAGGUGAAGGGGAUUGGUAAGGAGAAGGAUGGUCUCUACCUACUUCAACCUAUCAAGAAGCCAUCACCUGCCAACACAUCUUCCCUUUCAGUCUCCCAGCCUUCAGUUUCAACUACACCUAACUAUCAACAAUGUCCCUCAUCCAGUCCUCCAGAUUCUUGUUCUAUUUGGCAUCAACAACUUGGUCAUGCACCAAUAGUAGUACUACAAAAAAUUUCUUCUUUGAAGGGUUAUUUGUCUAAUAAAGGAUCUCUGUCUUGUAUUAUCUGUCCUUUAUCAAGGCAGACUAGAUCCCCUUUCCCCAUUAGUACUUAGAAAACUGUAUCCCUUUUUGAACUUGUAUAUAUGGAUGUUUGGGGUCCAUAUAGAAAAAGUACUUACAAUGGUCAUAGAUCCUUUCUCACCAUUGUGGAUAAUUACUCUAGAAUGACCUGGAUUUAUCUGAUGAGAAUGAAAAGUGAUGUGGUUGUUUUGAUCA